AUGGAGACCAAAGAGUCCCUUAGCCACUCACGGCCCACUGAGAGCCAUAUCGAAGAGACCGAUAUCGCUGCUCAGGCGGGAGAGAUCAUCUCUUACGAUGACAAUGGCCUCGCUGGUAUCGUCCGCUCACCCUACGUCCUCGGAGCAGCAGCUCUGGCUUCCUUUGGAGGUUUCUCCUUUGGAUACGACCAGGGUGUCAUCAGCAUCAUUCUGGUAAUGGAGCAGUUCCACAAGUCCUUCCCCGAAACUGCCCCUGGACAUCCUGGAUAUGGCUUCAACGUCGGAUUUAUGACCGGAAUGUUGGAACUGGGUGCCUUCAUAGGGUGUCUGUUCCUCCCAUAUCUUGCGGAUCGAAUCUCUCGAAAGUGGUCUCUCACGGUGGCCACUGGCUUCUUUGUCGUCGGAGCUAUCAUUCAGACUGCCUCUCACAAUUACGGAACCCUCGUCGCCGGUCGAACGAUUGGAGGUAUCGGUGUUGGUCAACUUGCCAUGGGAGCCCCUCUGUACAUUUCCGAGAUUGCGCCUCCUAACUUGCGAGGAUCUCUGCUUGUUCUCGAGGCUAUUAGCAUUGUUAUUGGCGCUAUCAUCGCAUAUUGGAUCACAUACGCCACCAAGGAACUGUCCGGAGAGCUUGCUUUCCGACUGCCCUUCGGUCUCCAGAUGGUCCCUGCCCUCUGCGUCGGUCUCGGAAUCCACUUCUUCCCAUUCAGCCCUCGAUGGCUCGCCAUGCGUGGCCGCGACAACGACAGUCUCACCGCCCUUUCGAAGCUCCGCCGUGUCCCCACCACCGACGAUCGAGUCCAAGCCGAGUGGAAGGGCAUCGUCUGCGAAGUCCGCUUUCAGGAGGAAGUCAUCGCCAAGGAUCAUCCCACCAACAACAAGUUCAAGCUUGAGAUCCUCCAGUGGAUCGAUCUCUUCCGUCCUAAGUACCUUAAGCGUACUAUUAUCGCUCUUGGAAUUCCAUUUUUUCAGCAGUUUUCUGGAAUUAAUGCUUUCGUAUACUACGCGCCCACCUUUUUCAAGGCGCUUGGUCAGGACGAUAACAUGGCUCUGAUCCUUUCGGGAAUGGUCAAUAUCUGCCAAUUGGUUGCCGGAAUCCCUACCUUCCUCUAUCUCGACAAGGUUGGCCGCCGGAAGCUGGCCAUCUACGGUGGUAUCGCCAUGGCUGUCCCCCACAUCAUCAUGGCUGGUGUCGUUGGCAAGUUCAACAACAAAUGGGAUAGCAACCAGGGAAUGGGCUGGUUUGGAGUUGCUCUGAUCUACACAUAUGUUCUCUGCUACGCUUGCUCCUACGGCCCUCUCGCCUGGACCCUUCCCGCCGAGGUCUUCCCCAGUUCCAAGCGAGCCAAGGGUGUCGGUGCAGCUACUUCCAUGAUUUGGCUUGCAAACUUCAUCAUUGGCGUUGUCGUCCCCGAGAUGGUCAUCAAGAUCGGUUGGGGAACUUAUCUGUUCUUCGGAGUUUUCUGUACCCUCGCCGCCAUCUUCUCUUUCUUCCUUGUACCUGAAACUUCUGGAAAGUCUCUUGAGCAGAUCUCUGAGCUUUUUGGAGACAACCACAUUGUUGAGGAGGAGGCCAUUCGUGUUCGUAUCCAGCAGGAGGUUUGGUCUGACCCCAAGUACACCACUGCUGGUGCCGAGGCUGCGUCCAGCUCCUAG
Molecule: messenger RNA, 1656 nt
Organism: Fusarium keratoplasticum
Lineage: Eukaryota; Fungi; Ascomycota; Sordariomycetes; Hypocreales; Nectriaceae
Product: MFS domain-containing protein
Exons: 7
Coding region: 1-1656 (551 amino acids)
Biological process (GO): carbohydrate transport; transmembrane transport
Cellular component (GO): membrane
Molecular function (GO): carbohydrate:proton symporter activity
Source: RefSeq, a predicted model, not a curated record